Molecule: messenger RNA, 1683 nt
Organism: Argiope bruennichi
Lineage: Eukaryota; Metazoa; Arthropoda; Arachnida; Araneae; Araneidae
Product: spidroin-2-like
Exons: 2
Coding region: 28-1683 (551 amino acids)
Source: RefSeq, a predicted model, not a curated record
UUCGGACGAGUUCCAUUCUCAAAGAAAAUGAAUUGGUCUAUUCGUCUUGCGCUUUUAGGUUUCGUGGUGCUCAGCACCCAAACCGUCUUUGCUGUUGGACAAGCUGCAACACCAUGGGAGAACUCGCAACUGGCAGAGGACUUCAUCAACAGUUUUCUGAGAUUCAUUGCACAAAGUGGCGCUUUCUCCCCAAACCAACUGGAUGACAUGUCUUCCAUUGGAGACACCUUGAAGACUGCAAUUGAAAAAAUGGCCCAAAGCCGAAAAAGUUCUAAAUCGAAGCUUCAGGCAUUAAACAUGGCGUUUGCUUCUUCCAUGGCUGAGAUUGCUGUAGCAGAGCAAGGAGGUCUAAGUUUAGAAGCAAAAACUAAUGCCAUCGCAAAUGCCCUCGCUUCAGCCUUUUUGGAAACAACUGGCUUUGUAAACCAACAGUUUGUCAGCGAAAUCAAAAGCCUAAUUUAUAUGAUUGCUCAGGCAUCAUCAAAUGAAAUUUCAGGUUCAGCUGCAGCUGCCGGAGGAGGUUCUGGAGGAGGAGGAGGCUCUGGCCAAGGAGGUUAUGGACAAGGAGCAUCUGCAUCUGCUAGUGCCGCCGCUGCAUACGGCUCGGCUCCACAAGGUGCAGGAGGGCCAGCCCCACAAGGACCAUCCCAACAAGGACCAGUAAGCCAAGGACCAUAUGGACCUGGCGCAGCAGCUGCAGCAGCAGCUGCUGGAGGAUAUGGACCAGGAGCUGGACAACAAGGACAGCAAGGUCCAGGAGGAGCAAGACAACAAGGUCCAGUAGGUCAAGGACCCUACGGACCAGGAGCAGCCGCCGCCGCAGCAGCAGUAGGAGGAUAUGGACCAGGAGCAGGACAACAAGGACCUGGAAGUGGUGGACAACAAGGACCUGGUGGUCAAGGACCUUAUGGGCCAAGUGCAGCCGCCGCAGCAGCAGCCGCUGGACCAGGAGCUGGACGACAAGGACCUGGAAGUCAAGGACCAGGAAGUGGUGGACAACAAGGACCUGGUGGUCAAGGACCUUAUGGACCAAGUGCAGCCGCCGCAGCAGCAGCCGCUGGAGGCUAUGGACCUGGAGCUGGACAACAAGGACCUGGAAGUCAAGGACCAGGAAGUGGUGGACAACAAGGACCUGGAAGUCAAGGACCAGGAAGUGGUGGACAACAAGGACCUGGUGGUCAAGGACCUUAUGGACCAAGUGCAGCCGCCGCAGCAGCAGCCGCUGGAGGCUAUGGACCUGGAGCUGGACAACAAGGACCUGGAAGUCAAGGACCAGGAAGUGGUGGACAACAAGGACCUGGUGGACAAGGACCAUACGGACCAGGAGCAGCCGCCGCCGCAGCAGCAGUAGGAGGAUAUGGACCAGGAGCAGGACAACAGGGACCUGGAAGUCAAGGACCAGGAAGUGGUGGACAACAAGGACCAGGUGGUCAAGGACCUUAUGGACCAAGUGCAGCCGCCGCAGCAGCAGCCGCUGGAGGCUAUGGACCUGGAGCUGGACAACAAGGACCUGGAAGUCAAGGACCAGGAAGUGGUGGACAACAAGGACCUGGUGGUCAAGGACCUUAUGGACCAAGUGCAGCCGCCGCCGCAGCAGCAGCUGGAGGAUAUGGACCUGGAGCUGGACAACAAGGACCAGGAAGUGGCGGACAACAAGGUGAUUUAUAUUUCCGUGUAUACUGA